AUGGCAGCGCUCAACGUUCAACGUUAUGUAACGUUCAACACUUGGGCAUUCGGGACACGACCUCUGUAAGCUUCGAAGCGGAAUGUCAGAAAAUGGUGGUGCAUCGCUGGGAGGGCUCGACGAGGAUGUCAGUCGCCACAUCCUCCGUGAGCUGUCUAGAAAGGACUUGUGGUCUCUUCUGCAGACAUGCCGCUGGCUUCGAGGGGCAUCCAUGCCCCUUCUGUUUCGAAAAUGUACGCUCAAUGUCCGCGGGCCGCGGAACGUGAUCGAACCAGAGAGGUUUCUGCCCGCGUCGUUCAGACCUCACGUCCAGACGCUGGUUCUCCGUGAUGCAUGUCCGGAUCAUCGAGUGGUAGAUGGACUGGAAGACCCGCCACACUACUUCACAGACAACCACAAGCUCUGUGGCGCUUUGCCUGGUCCCCCGCUCGCCGAUCGACUACGGGAAUUGCCUCAUCUACGGUCGCUCAGGCUCACAAUGUACCAUAACUCGAGACACGUCACGCACGGUCUGUCAUGGGACACUCUACGUGCCGUCUUAUCAGUGCCGCAUCUGCGCGAAUUUGACAUCGAGAAUAUGUACCUCUGCCCUGAGUUGCGCUCGGGGGAACAACUCCAAGUCAAUGUCGAAUCACUAUCUACGAUCACGUCGUUCCGCUACCAAUUGUGGCAGCCACGGGAGCCGCUCACAACCUCCUUCGAGACGGCUGCGCUGUCUGUCGUAUUGAGCCAAUUGUGCGAGACUCUCGAGACCUUGGACCUCGCCAGCGAACCUGCUCCUCUAUUCGCUCUAUCCCAGCUCCGUUGUCCCCGCCUUCGCAAGCUAGUCUAUCGCGGAACACCGUGGCAAACGCUGGCUGCACCAUUCAUAUCAUUUCACACUGGGAUGCAGGAUCUGCGGGCCUUCACCCUGAAACUCGACGUCACACCGGGAACCAUUCCGCAGGUGCUCUGGCCUGCUGGCUAUGAGGGCCCCUUCCCGUGGCCGGAGCUCGAGCGUUUGGUCAUCUCGUUCCCCAAUCCUCGGGAUGAGGUAUAUGACCACCUCCCAUCGUCCUUGCGGGCGCUGUCCCUGCGUUGCUGGCCCCAUGUCCAUGUGCAGAAACGACCGACCAAACCCAGUACACAAGCCCUCGAUCACAACGCGCUGUUGAGUUCCUCCGCCAUUCGCUCGAUCCUACGCCGAUGCAGCUCGUUGAACCUUGAUCACCUCGAGAUCGAGUAUCGCGCCGACGAUGAAGACGACGCACUUCUCCGACACGUUGUGAAGACGUUCCCGCUUCUCACUUCUUUGAAGAUCCAUCGCUAUCGGUCCGCGCUCGAAAUAGAGGAAGGGCGAGACGUGCCUGUAGAUCACAUUGCUCAGAUGCUCGUCCCUCUUUCUCGGCUUCGUCGUCUCAAGAUAUACCUGGAUUUAGUAAGGACACCGCGGCCUAGACCGGGCCCGGUAUGGAGGUCAAUAAGUUCACCUUACGUAUACGAUGCAUAUGCUGUUUAUGACUUCGAGGGAGCUGUACAAGGUAUGGCCAAAGUCUUCGCUCAAAAUCUUAGUUCCUCUCUACGUGAGGUCAUAGUAUAUAGUGUGUCAGAGAGUAGUCCUUACUGGCGUAUUUAUAACAGUGGGGAGUUGCGCUUAUCAGUAUAAAUGUAGUAGCGAAAGCUAGUAGCCUAGUCCCCGCGAGACAUGACAACCCUUGUGCAUACGGCGACUCGGAGGCAUGCAAGCUCACUUGAAGUUACCCUGGCAAAGUCGUAC
Molecule: messenger RNA, 1756 nt
Organism: Fomitopsis serialis
Lineage: Eukaryota; Fungi; Basidiomycota; Agaricomycetes; Polyporales; Fomitopsidaceae
Exons: 4
Coding region: 83-1645 (520 amino acids)
Source: RefSeq, a predicted model, not a curated record